AGCAAAAACGUCCUCCACUCUCCAGGCUUUUUUCACUUUGAAAUUUUCACAUUUCUUUCACUACUCUCCCCUAUAUCCUGCCUGAAUUUCCCUGUGACAAAACAUAAGCACAGACUAUUCUUAUUAGUAUGCAUUUUAAUGCACUCUGGGCAAAGAAAGCACUGUGUAGUAUUUGGCAUAAUUAGCAACACAAUCCUGUUCAGAACUACAGUGUAUUCCCUGAAAGUGCCAUUCCCUGCAUGAUCCUCUGUUUAGUCUCUGUUUGCCAAAAGCUGAGAAUGGGCCACACCGAAUGGAUCAUUUCAUGGUUACCUGUUCUGUUCAUUCUCUCUAGGGCACCUUGGCCACUGUCAGAAGACAGAAUAUUGAGCUAGAUGGACUUUUGGUCUGACCUAGAAUGGCCACUCUUAUGUUCUUAUCCCAUAUGUCAUUGUGCACUUCCCAGACCCCAUCUCCCAACUCUAGUGAUUCAUCUGUGAAAUUUCUAGAGGGGAAGACAUAUAAAGUUCACCAAGGGGUGCAGCACAGUAGAUGGUGCUUCAUAACACACAGGGUAGCCUGUCAGCAGUGACUAACCAGGGGAUCAGCAAAAAUCAGUUGUGUAUUGUAGGUGGGUCUUUAACUGCUCAGUAAAACUGGGAACUGUGGAAAGACUUUAAAAGUCAUUGUGACGGAAGGCUGCUGUAAAGAAGGGGGUCCGUUCCUACAGUGGUCUAGUAAAACAAACCACUAGAAUUGAGACAGGUGGCAGGUAUAUGCAUGCUGUCAGCAGCCGAAUCAUAUAGGCCAUGCACUGAUGUGGUCUGACUGCAGCUGGCAGUGGUUACUUAGCCCCCUCUGCUUCUCCAUUCUUCCAGUGAUUGCCCCAGUUUGUAAAGCAGAUGAUGUCAUGGGGAGAGCGGCUCAGGCUUGGCUCAUGAGAAAUGAACAAGUAACAUGAAGUCCUUGGCAAGGAUGCCAUUAGGUGUUUAAAGGUGGAGACUAGACAGGUUUUGGGGGCAAUGGGAGAGGGUGCUAUUCCUUAACCUGGGGCCCGAGUCACAGGUGCCAUCUCCGAGCACUCUCCCUAGGAGGGCUGUGCCAAACGCGCUGGAGGACGCUGCUGUCCCUUUGUGAACUGGUCUGGGUGGUGUUUUUUGCAGCGAGCACAGGAUCGUCCCGUAGUCAGAGCCACGUGGAAUCUCUCCUCCAGCUGCGUGUACGCGCACCCCCCUCUGAUCCAUCUCAGUGCCAGCCCCCUCCUGCUGCAAUGAACCAGGCCAGCAAAAGGAGGGGCGGGCCUCCCUCUCUGGUGGGCGGGGCUUCAGAGGAAUCUGAGCCGCAGUCGGAGGAGGGGAGAUGAUAAAUAUUGCCCAGAAGCGAGAAGCUAGCCAGCCUGUAGCUGCCUGUUCCUUAGGGAGGAUUGCAGAGCUCGGUACAAUCCCAGGAGCGCUCCUCUGGCUUUGCAAGACCUGUUCUCUGCAGGGUUGUUGGAGGCAUUUCUGGACGUAGGGGACCCGAUUCUUCUCCCCCGGCUGCUUUGGAGCAUGGCUGGCAAGGUGCAUCGGCUGUGCACGGGCUGGAGCUUACUGCUGUUGCAGGCAGCGCUCUGCUCUUCCCAGGGUAACUGCGAUAGCCCCGACCAGUGUGCUCGGAAUAAUUCUAACUGGACUAGCCUGUGGUAUGUCUGGCUGAUUCUACUGACCGUGUUCAUGCUCCUGCUAUGUGGCAUCACAGCGAGCUGUGUGAAGUUCUGCUGCCGAAAGAAGAGACCCCCAGUUCAAGCCUUUCCUAGACGCCCCUACGAUUUGACAGUCAUUGCCGUUGAUGGCGAUAGCACCGUCCACAGCACGGUGACUUCAUACAGCUCUUUCCAGUACCCCCAGAGCGCCCCAGUUCCACUUCCAUUUGGGGAUAUGGAUAGGAGCACCAUGUCUCCCCCAGCCUACAGCCUCUAUGCAAUGGAGUUGCCACCCUCAUAUGACGAGGCCAUCAAAAUGGCUAAGCCCUACAUUGAGACGGUGUUGGUGGGCCAGAAGCUCAAUGACAUCCUUGAGCCGGUGGCACCAGAAGAGCCAAAUCAGCACCACGGUUCAUCUGCUCCUGUGGCUGGUGAACUGGAGACACAGCCAAGUUCAGAAGAACCACAAAUUGAAGCACAAGGCCAACCUCCGCUCUAGCCCAUUUAGAGGUGAGGGAGAAUACAAGGACCUUGAAGUACUAAAGACAUUAAAAGUUUGAUUUUAUAUGCAAGUAACCAUGGGAAGAUGCCUAAUCUGAUGUCCGUAACAAUGAUCUGUCAUGUGGGAGGAAUGUUUCCUGCAAUUGCAGUAAUCUUCUGUUGAUGCUUCUAGGGUAUUAAAUGAAACAGGAGGACAUCAGUUUAAAAAUACCCUGUAUGGGUGAUACGUGGAUGCUAGUUUGGGUCCUGCCAAUGAAAAAUAAUCCCUUGUACUGAUAUAGCAAUGAAAAGGGCAGGGGCAUGGUUCUACGAUAGCGACACCUUCAUUAGAUGCUAGAAUGACGCAAACAGUGCAUUGUUCCUGAGCAGAAGAUGGAGUUUCCCAAACUUGAGACAGAAAUGGAGUCUUGAUCAAGUGCAAAUUCAAGAGCUUCUAUAGCUUGUCUCUUCUUUUGAGAAGGUUAACUGUCCAGCAAAUUGCUGAAGCACUGAAUUCGUUGCUACGUAACGGCGAAUGUUCUUUAAACUGAAGGAAAAUGGCACCCCAGGACUCUACUAUGCACAUUGUUAUUUCCACAAUGAUGGGGAGAGACAAGGGAAAAGACAUUUGUGCCAGUUAUAGGAGACCCGAAUCAUUAAAAAAGCCCAUCAUUUUCAAGAUGGGGAGGGGGAGGUUGAUGCUUGUUAGUUUUGUCAGUAACAGUGCAAAUUAGCCUCCAGGAGAAACUUUUAUACAUGGUUUGGUAUUAUUAAAAUAUUUCAAGUAUUCAUGUUUUUGCUGACUGAAUCCAAUGGGUCUGAAAAACUAAAUGAUCUGGUAAAUAUUGAAUGCCUCGUCAGCACAAAAAGUUGGUAGUAUGGAUUUCAGAAAAAGUGAAAAGUUAAAACUGCAGCGCUUGACCUUAUGGGAUUUUUAUUUUAUAUUUCACUGAUUUUUUUUUAAACUAUAAAUAAAAUUUUAACCUUUUAAAGCAAACGAUCUGUCAUUGUGAGUUCUAAGUAACCUAAGAUAAGGGUUACAGAGAAAAGUGUCCAAUAAAAAUCUCUUCAAGGAAAGAUCUGUGACGCAUAGAACAACAGAAAUGAGCAUUGAAGGGAUCUUUCAUAUCAUGUAGCUCAACUCCACACUGUGUUUCCUUGGGACUGUGGGGCUUACACACUAUAACCAUUUUUGUGUGUGCAUGGAAACCGUAUAAACCUUCUGUGCCUUAAAACUGCAGGUACAAGAAAUCCUAGUCCUUUGAGCUUGAAUAAACUGAUUGUUCGGAUACUUUUUCCAGUGGCAGUGUGAUAUUCUGUCUCCUCUUUACUGCAACUGUAGGGAGGAAACCGAGUGCACAAAAUCUUUUAGAAACGGGUAAAGUGAACUCAGGAGGAGGGAGAAGAUGAAGGUUGAAAAAGCCACAGCUGCAACAACUGUAUUGGGCAAAAAUCCCCAUUGAAUAGGGCACUGCUGCUGCUUACUCAGCAGUAAGCAUUUCCAGUACCCAUGUAGUAGCUACUUGUUUGAGAACUGAAGCUCUACAUACUGGUAAUGAUUAAACUAUCAGAACAGUGCACAGGACCAAGGCUAAAUGGGAGGGGAAGCCAUACCAGUCUCAAAAGUAAGUAGUUCCUUGUGACAUAGUUAGCAAAUGUGUAUUUAUUGCAGAAAACUAUCCUCUUUGUGGGGGAAGCUGCACUGCCAGGAAAUAAACCUAGGGGGGAAAACGUCCCCAGUUUCUAUAUGAAUGAACCACUGCUCUGGGGGGGACUAAUCUAUGAUUGCACUGCUCUGGAAAGCUGUUUACCGCUACUUAGAUGCAUAGCACAAAGGGAAGCAGCCCUGGCCUCAUCAGAUAAAAUUAUUCAUUUUGGAAUGCAGCUCAUCUUGCCAUCACCAGCUUUCAGACUUGUGAGCUCAGCCUUUUAUUAGAGGAGAAUGGUCUUUGUAGAUGAGGGUUCAGGUUGGACUAUAAUUGCCAGUUUAAGUUGUCGCAAAAUCAUUUUAAUGUCAUCUAGUACCAUUUUAAGCUGAGAGGUGACAAGGCACCAUGGCAGGUGGCGUGGGUGUUAUGCCUUUCCCACUUCCAUUCUUGUUCUCUAGGGAGGGUUUAUUUUGAUCGAGUUUCUGGAAUUACAACAGAGACCAGUUCUGCUGGUAUUUCACCCCUGGGACUCUCACUCAUUCAUCUGCACUCUCAAGUGAAGUGCAGGUACAAAGGAGGUGGGAGGGAAGAGUGAUGUGUAAACUUGUAUUUCCGAUGCUGUCCUCUGUUCUGACAAAGGUGUUUGGCUGGGCCCUGGGGCUGUUUUUUUCCUCCCUCCUACCCUAUUCACACUGGUGACGUUUUUAAGCUCCCUACUGACUGGAAUUAGUGACUAGUCUGACUUGUACUAGAAGCAAAGAGGCUCAGGUGGGGUUGGAAGUGAGUGGUAGGUUUUAACACAAACCUACCAAGCCAGGCAAUUCUGCACCAACUUUUAGCAUUUAGUAUCAGUUUUUUCUUUAAAACUGUUUUCUGUGGGAUUUGAUUUUUUUUUUUGGCCUGAGUUGUAGAAGGCUCAAUUAAGUCUUACCCUACCCUGGUGGGUGGGAAAUAGAUUGGGGCUGGAGAGAAGUCUGGUGCCUUGCCUUUAGAACUGGCUGCGCCUGAGGGUUCAGAGGCUAUAAAGGCUGGCAGGCAGAAGAAGGGGGAAUGGUCAGGGGAAGGUCAGUCUCCAGGCUGUGUGGAAGAGGAUUGUAAGGCCUGCAAGCUGUAUAUAGUAUAUCACUGGUGGUGGGAGAACCUGGUGUAAAUAAAGCUGCAGGUGCUGAAGAACUAGUUUUAUUGGGGCCACCAGUGGGCCUCAGGAAGAGGGGUGGGCAGAGGACCUGUUAUAAGCUGGAAUCUGGUUCCUAACAUCUGUACCUGGCUUUGCAAAAACCACUCCUGCUUUUGCCAGCCUGUGAUGGUACUGGAUGAACAAGAGCUGCCAAAGAGGAGUUGUACGUUAGAUUUGCAGCUCCCAUUGGCUUCAGUGAAGUUGUCCCUGGUUCAGUACAUAUGCAAAUUGGCCCAGAAGUCCUGGUGUUUGGUAACAGGAGUUCAUGAGUAUAUGGAACACUCUUCUGCUGGCUGAAGUGAUUAGGGGUGUUUUGUACAGCAAACUUCAAAAACAAAAGAAAUUACUUGUUUGAUUCCAGCCCAAAUGGGAACUUAAUGAUUGAGUUAAGGCUGCUGCAAAAGACAUUUAAUGAGGGGAAAUGAUACAGAGCCUGAACUGCACCUGGUACCUCAGUGUGCUUGGGACUGCCUUUCUCUGAUCACGUGCCCCUGACUCACUGACAUACUUUGCUGCCCAAGUAGCCUGGUUGCUCAACUUACAUUCCUCCGUACUGGAGAUUAAAUGCUAUAGGGACAGACCACAUCACUGACUCCACUUAGCUGCAGACAUAACAAAGAGCAAGGGCCUGAUCUUGCUGUCGCUGGAAAUCGUUUGGUUGUGGACCUCAAAAGAAACAGGAGUAGGCCACAUAGUGCUUUCCUGCCUGGAGUCCAUUUCUGCAGUUUCCUUUUUUCUGCACUGUACUUUUCUAGAGCAAAUUUUGAUACACUGCAGUUACUGUUUGCCAUCUUGGCUGUGCCUGCACUGGCAUUUCACUGCAAGUGUAACUUCCUACUGUUAAGUGACAUCUGUGAAGCCCUAAAUGCUGUGGAACUGUUAAAAUGUUUUGUUUGGUUACUUAGUUUUGCCCUACUGAAUGUUUUUCCAAUUAAAACAAUUUUUAAAAUGGAGAAAGUCUAGUAUGUCUGAUUCCAAAGGGAGAAGGGGAAAAAUAGUACUGUGAAUUACACCUAGCUCUUUCAGCACACUUUUUAUCAGUAGGUCUCAAAAGCUCUUUACAAAGGAUGUUGGUGGCAUUAUCCCUAUCUUCCAGAUGAGUAAACUGAGCUACCAGGACCCAUCCAAGGUCACCCAGCAGGCCCUGGGCAGAGUUGAAAAUCAACACAGUCUCCGGAGUCAAGGCCACUGUUUGUGACUUCCUUGAUGGAACAAGGUUCUUAAACAUCCUCCUUGCCCGUCAAUUGAUUUUGGGAGUCCUCAGCAGGUUCCCCCAUGCUAAACCCUGUGUUGACUAGUGACUCCCAGCCAGCCUGGUCUCUGGCCUGUGCAACUUAUCUUUUGUUCAGUGGAUUAGUUGAGCAGGCUGGCCUGUCUGGGAAGUGUGGUCUAGUCUAGUGGAUAGAAUAGAACAUUGGACUAGGUAUCAGGGAACCUGGAUUGUAUUAUUGGCCUGCUAGGUGACAUUGGGCAAGUCACUUGGUCUUAGAGCCUCCUUUCAUUUUGAUGGGAGUGAGUGCCUAAAACACCUUUGAGGAUCUGGACUGCCAUCUCCCUGUGCCUCAGUUUCCCCAUC
Gopherus evgoodei (Goodes thornscrub tortoise) is the source of this 6542-nucleotide messenger RNA. It is a transcript of the gene TMEM52, whose product is annotated as transmembrane protein 52. The transcript is spliced from 5 exons. The record is from RefSeq and is a predicted model, not a curated record. Bases 1527 to 2159 code for a protein of 210 amino acids. NCBI's taxonomy places the organism in Eukaryota, Metazoa, Chordata, Testudines, Testudinidae.